Molecule: messenger RNA, 4161 nt
Organism: Gracilinanus agilis (Agile Gracile Mouse Opossum)
Lineage: Eukaryota; Metazoa; Chordata; Mammalia; Didelphimorphia; Didelphidae
Gene: AFF3
Product: AF4/FMR2 family member 3
Exons: 22
Coding region: 90-4016 (1308 amino acids)
Biological process (GO): regulation of gene expression
Cellular component (GO): super elongation complex; nucleus
Source: RefSeq, a predicted model, not a curated record
CAGCAGCAGCAGCUACAGCAGAGGCAGCGGCAACAGCCUGGGUUGCGGCGGCGGCGGUGGCAGCAGCGGCAGCGCUGACACAUCCCACCAUGGACAGCUUCGACUUAGCCCUGCUUCAGGAAUGGGACUUAGAGUCUCUAUGUGUCUAUGAACCAGACAGAAAUGUGUUACGGAGGAAAGAACGGGAAAGGAGAAAUCAGGAAACUCAGCAGGAUGAUGGCACAUUUAGUACAAGUUACUCCCUCUUCAGUGAACCUUACAAGACUAACAAGGGGGAUGAGCUCUCAAAUCGGAUCCAGAAUACUUUAGGCAGUUAUGAUGAAAUGAAAGACUUCUUGACUGACCGGUCCAAUCAGAGCCACCUUGUUGGAGUUCCCAAACCUGGGGUUCCACAGACCCCUAUGAACAAAAUAGAUGAGCAUUUCAUUGCUGACUCACGACCGCAGCCCCAGCCUCCUAUCUGCAGCACCUCAUCUUCCACACCAGCAGCUGUACCCGUGCAGCAGAGCAAGAGGGUCACUAUGGGCUGGCAGAAAGUUGGGCAUCCCACAUCUGAUGGCCAGCAAAGGGCAAGCAAGCAUGGGCCUCCAAGGACCAUGCUUGGAGACAGUGUCAGCAGGCAGCAGUCACGGUCCAAACAAAGCUGCAGUGUGGAAAUGGGUCUACAACCCCAAGAAAGGACAUCUACCAUGUCCGCCAAACACAACAGUGGUGGGCACUGUGUUCAGAACUUCCCUCCUUCUCUUGCUUCAAAACCAAGUCUAAUCCAGCAGAAACCAACUGCUUAUGUUCGGCCAAUGGAUGGCCAAGACCAGGCUCCUGAUGAAUCUCCUAAACUCAAGUCUUCAACAGAAACUAAUGUACACUGUACAUCCUACAGAGGAGUACCUGUCAAUAAAGCAGAAUCAUCCAGGACCAAGUCCAAGCUAGCAAAAUUUAACAUUCCCAAACAGGGAGAGGACAGUGGAUCAGGCGAUAACAGCUGUGUUGAAGAAAUAUUGCGGGAGAUGACCCAUUCCUGGCCUCCACCUCUUUCUGCUAUCCACACUCCUGGUAAAGUAGAAGCAAGCAAGUUUUCAUUUCCAAAUAAGGACUCUCAGCAUGUAUCUACUGGACACAACAAUCCAAAGAAAGGUGAUGCUGAGCCAAAGAGCCCGGACAAUGGUACAUCAAAUACAUCAAUGCUAGAAGAUGACCUUAAGUUAAGUAGUGACGAAGAAGAGAAUGAGCAGCAGGCCGCACAGAGAUCUGCUCUCCGCGUUCUGUCUGACAGCUCGGUGGUGCAGCAGCAGGCCAAUAGCAGACCCUCGGGCCCCUCCAGCAAGGGGUCGAGCAGCGGCAGCUCCAGCAGCAGCAGCAGCAGCUCCAGCGAUUCGGAGAGCAGCUCGGGUUCUGACUCAGAGAGUGAAAGCAGCUCCAGUGGGAGUGAAGGCAGCAAGCCUUCUCACUACUCCAGCCCCGAGCCUGAACAAGCUUCUUCCAACAAGUGGCAGCUGGAUAAAUGGCUCAACAAAGUGAAUCCCCAUAAGCCUCCACUCCUGAACCAAAAUGAGAGCCACGGGUCAGAGGGCAACCAGUACUACAACCGGGGAAAGGACGAAGGCCAGGAGUGCGGGAAAUUGACCACCCUGGGCCAGACAGGCCUCAGAGAGAAAGACAUCAAGGGCGCCUGCAAGGAGGAGCAGAGGCCUAGGACUGCUAAUAAGGCCCCUGGGACUAAAGGGGUGAAGCAGAAGUCUCCUCCCGCCACCGUGCCUGCGCCCCCUGCGGCCGUGGCUGUCCCCACAGCACCCCCUGUCGUCCCCGCCACUGUCCCCGCUGCUCUUAGCACAGGCCCCGCUGGGGGCGCCCCUGCCGCUGCCGAAAUCGCAGGCCCGCCGCCCCCUCCCCGGAGGACUGCCUGCAAGAAGCCCCCGAGGAGGACGACGACAACGACGACGACGACGAUAACAGAGAGGGCCUCAGCGGGAGAAAGUGCCAACUGCCACCGGCCCCCGGCCGAGGAGCUGGCGGCUAGCGAGGCGCUCCUGGAGAGCCCCGCCCCCGAACCCCCCAAGACCAGGCCGUGCGGCGGUGGUGGCGCCAGGACGGGCCACCGCAAAGAACUGCGCUCUUGCUCCUCCUCCUCGGCAGCGGCGGCAGCGGCGGCGGCAGCAGCAGCGGCUGCUGCAGCCUGCGAGAAGCGCCGCACGCGGGGCCUGAGCAAGACGGCCCCAAAGUCGAAAGAAUUCAUCGAAACCGAGUCGUCGUCGUCCUCCUCUUCCUCCUCGUCUUCAUCCGACUCCGAGCCAGAAUCGGAGUCCGAGGACUAUCCAGGCCCCAAACCUCCGACUGUGGGCCCGGCCCCCUCAUCAUCAACUUCCUCCUCCUCUUCUUCCUCCUCCUCCUCCUCCUCCUCUGGGGGUGACCAGCGGCUCCGGGAAGGCGGCCUAGGGAACGGCGGCGGCAGCAACAGCAGCAACAGCAACAGUGGCAGCAAUGCCAACAAGACUGUGGGCUCCAUCAACGCCAGAACCUCUAGUGACGCUGCCAAGGAGCUCGAGGAGCAGUUCUAUACCCUGGUCCCCUUCGGCAGGAACGAGCUGCUCUCCCCGCUCAAGGACAGCGACGAGGUGAAGGCCCUCUGGGUCAAAAUCGACUUGGCCCUUUUAUCCAGGAUCCCAGAGCCCUCACCACCGCAGGACCCCACUGCCCUGACCGCCCCCGGGGCCAAAGAAGCAGAUCCAGGCCUGCAGAAUCACGCCCCGGACCUGCAGCCCUCAGAGAAGGGUUUGCCGAAAUCUAAGCGGAAACGCAAGUGUGAAAAUGAGGAGGAGUUUAGGGAUAUCAAGAAGACUCAGGGAGAGAAAGAGUGUUCCUCACGACUGACUGCUUCCACCAACAGUGCUUCAUCAACAAGCCAUUGCCACUUGAACACCAAUAGCUUGGCAAUACCAAUAAAUAAAAAUGAGAAAAUGCUUCGGUCACCCAUUUCACCCCUCUCAGAUGUGUCAAAACACAAAUACUCCAAUGAUGAUUUAACUUCUUCCAGUAGACCUAAUGGCAGCGGUCUGUUCACUUCCAUCUCCUCCAGCAAAAAGCAUAAGAUGGAGAAUCAGUUGCAGCCCCAUUCUGGAGACCUUGCUAAAACAGUACAUAACAGCUCCGAAAACAUUCUCUUCUAUAAUAAGCCACGGCCCCAGACGGAACCAUGGUCACCAUUAUCCAAUGGACACAGAGACUGCAGAAGACAAAAGCUCAUCUUUGAUGAUAUGCCACGCAGUGCAGAUUAUUUUAUGCAAGAAGCUAAACGGAUGAAACAUAAAGCAGAUGCAAUGGUGGAAAAAUUUGGGAAAGCUUUGAAUUAUGCCGAAGCAGCCCUAUCAUUUAUCGAAUGUGGAAAUGCAAUGGAGCAAGGUCCAAUGGAAUCUAAAUCUCCCUAUACUAUGUACUCAGAAACAGUUGAACUCAUCAGGUAUGCUAUGAGACUAAAAACCCACUCAGGCCCAAAUGCCACUCCAGAAGAUAAACAAUUAGCUGCAUUAUGUUACCGCUGUCUGGCUCUCCUGUAUUGGCGGAUGUUUCGACUCAAAAGGGACCAUGCUGUAAAGUAUUCAAAAGCACUUAUUGACUAUUUCAAGAAUUCAUCUAAAGCUGCCCAGGCCCCAUCUCCUUGGGGUGCCAGUGGAAAGAGCACAGGAACUCCAUCUCCCAUGUCUCCCAGCCCUUCUCCAGUCAGCUCAGUGGGUUCUCAGGGGAGUCUCUCAAGCACUAGCACCCCUUCCCCAUCAUCCAUAAUUAGCAUUCCACAUCGGAUCCAUCAGAUGGCAGCCAACCAUGUCAGCAUCACCAACAGCAUUCUACACAGCUAUGACUACUGGGAGAUGGCUGACAACCUCGCCAAGGAAAACAGAGAGUUCUUCAAUGAUCUGGAUUUGCUGAUGGGACCUGUGACACUGCAUAGCAGUAUGGAACACCUAGUUCAGUACUCCCAGCAAGGACUGCAUUGGCUCCGAAAUAGUGUUCACUCAUCGUAGUGAUUGCGUGCCAUUUAGCCGGACUGUGUAAUAAUCUCCCAUGGACUGUUCAAUUAUUCUGGACACUGUGCUACCGAAAUUCUCAGUCACAGCAUUUAUCCAAAUGAAGGUGAAUAUUUCUUCAGCAUUGAACAAUGAUAUUUUU